AUGCAGAGCGUUAUCGUCCCCGGCCCUCAAAGCAUCCACAUCCCUCCUUUCAACGCCCAGUCUUUCUACCAAAGCACACCCUCCCUCGAUGAGCCCAGCGAGCUCGCUGUCACCAUCGGUGGACCGCAUGGGCACAUCGGGUGGGAAUACAUCCGCACGCUCGUCUACCGCUUCCUCGAGACCCGUGCGCACGCCCGCGCCAACACGCUCAACGUCGACUGGCGCCACACACCCGCGGACCGCGAAGGCCGGCGCGGACGCACGGUCCUCAAGGCGUUGUUCUUCGCCCUCGGUAGGCCCGCCGUUAUCGAGAACAACCCCACUGGCCCGCUUUCCGUCCCGCACGCUCUCGGGUCGUUUCGCCGCUUCUCUAUCGCUGUACCGGAGGCGGUGGCUGAUUUGGGGUGGUAUGAUUUCGAUGGCCAGCCGUCCCAGCAAGACGAUAGCGUCGACCUUCGGAGGGCAUCGCGCCUCGAAGAGCUCGUCUGGAGUGGCGACUUCCUCGUUCUCACUGGGAAGUUUAUCAACCUCCCGUACCACCAACUUUCGUCGCUGAGUGUGACGGGGUGUGUGAUGACCGUACAGGACGCGGUCUCGCUUUUGCACUCGUGCCCCAACGUGCGCAUCGUCGAGCUGGGAACGAUCGACGACGCCGCCGCGAGGGAGAGGAACGGUCGGAGUAUGGUGCGGCCCAGUCGGAUGGAACGCGUUAUGUUCUCUGAGCUUUCGCUGCUCAUGAUUGAGUCGGGGGAACCCAUCAAAGGCCUCCUUGACCGCCUCGCUUGGCGCUCUCUUGAAGAGCUCGCGCUGGUGCUACAAGGCAACGGCACGAAGGGUGCGGCUGCUUGCCUCAUCCACCUUAACGGAGUGGAUAGCCUGGAAUUGACUGGCAAUUUUGCAAAGGAGGAGUUGAAGAAGAUUGCUCGACGGUACCCUUCGCUGAUGUAUAACCCUUCAUGA
Messenger RNA from Cyclocybe aegerita, 960 nucleotides. Lineage: Eukaryota; Fungi; Basidiomycota; Agaricomycetes; Agaricales; Hemipholiotaceae. The record is from the annotation of a GenBank genome assembly.